AUGCCCUAUAUUCUCCUAGCACCCAAGCUGACCACGACUAUGCAACUGGUCAUCCACAUCAUCGAACCAUUUGAGGGAGUCGUGUCCCGGGAGAUGCCGAUCGGGAUGGUUGGGCUAGAGAUCUGGACAAAUUGUCAGCAUGAUGCAAUCACCUAUGUUGAGGACUAUGGACAAGCCGACAAUCCAUUUCACCAGACCAUGACAUUCUACAAAGAAUGGAUCCACGUCCUGCCCGAUGGAGUGGAGUUCACAUGGGCGCACUACGACCAAUGUGCCAACCGCGAGAUGCGCGCAAGCAUCCAACUCAAUCUCAUGGCGACCAUGGUCACCUGGCAAUUGGUGGUGGUCACUCUGUGGGGAAGGUCAGAGUUCCAGUAUGAACAGUGUUUCAGUUAUGGUACCAGCAGAGGGGGGUACAACUGGCAGUUGGACAAUGGCUCGUUCUGGACUUGGUGCCCAGUCCGCAGCCGCCGCCUGUCCCUCCCAGCCUUUGACUCGGUCAGGCCGGCAAUUCCUCUACCUUGCGACGACGGCACCCGCUCUUGCUCGAUCUCCCUGAUGCCACAGGGACCACAAGUUGCCCUCAAUUGGGCUCUGAGCGUGCAUCAAAAGUGGAAGAAGGUUGAUGGCAGAGUCGCAAACACUGCACAUAUCUGCAAGACCUACGGUCUGUGCAAGACCUGGGUGGUCUGCCUCCCAAAUGGUGCGUACAAGUACAUGUCCGCGUACGCGGACUACUUCGGUCAAGUGUGGACCGAUUAUUUCUACUAUCGGCCAUAUGACUAUCCCAAGGAUUCAAGUCUCCUUGGAUGGGACAACGACUUGUGGGAGCAGGGUGUGGACAUGAUGCUGGCCACACACGAAGCGUGCUUGCGGGUGGAGGAGCGUUCGGGAAUGUAUUGA
Molecule: messenger RNA, 903 nt
Organism: Rhodofomes roseus
Lineage: Eukaryota; Fungi; Basidiomycota; Agaricomycetes; Polyporales; Fomitopsidaceae
Exons: 4
Coding region: 1-903 (300 amino acids)
Source: RefSeq, a predicted model, not a curated record